CGUAGCUAGCUAGGCAUACAUGGACCUGUCUCUGACCUUCGGCCGCUCGGGAACCGAAGGCAGUGGGGCGGCCGGCCGGGGAGCAUCCAACGGCGGACUAGCCGACUAUGAGGCGCGGCCGCUGUUCCCGUGCCUCUUCUGCGACAGGAAGUUCCUCAAGCCGCAGGCCCUCGGUGGCCACCAGAACGCGCACAGGGAGGAGCGCGCGGCCGGCUGGAACCCCUACCUCUACGGCCGCCGCCCCGAUUACAGUGCCGCCUCGUCUCGCGCCGCCGCCACCAACAACUUCAUCCCUAUCGCCACGCACGGUGGUGGCGGGGGCGCAGCCCCACCGCCACUCCAUGUAGUUCCUGAUGCUGGCCCGCUGACUCCGUCGCUCCACGGCGUGCGAGCAGCAGCCGGCCCGUUGUCCAGGGUCCACGAAGAUGUGCGGAGCAUGCUAAGCUGGGGAAGAUCACCCGCCGCUGAACCGGCGCCGGAGAGCAACACCGGCGUGGAGAUCGACCUGGAGCUGCGUCUCUAGCUGAUUUAGCUACCGACGACAUGCAUCUAGCAGGAUUAUCUU
This is a messenger RNA of Hordeum vulgare subsp. vulgare (domesticated barley), 565 nucleotides long. Its product is annotated as zinc finger protein STAMENLESS 1-like. The coding region runs from base 20 to 523 and encodes 167 amino acids. The record is from RefSeq and is a predicted model, not a curated record. NCBI's taxonomy places the organism in Eukaryota, Viridiplantae, Streptophyta, Magnoliopsida, Poales, Poaceae. The transcript has a single exon. Gene Ontology annotation, molecular function: DNA-binding transcription factor activity.